Molecule: messenger RNA, 2586 nt
Organism: Tremella mesenterica DSM 1558
Lineage: Eukaryota; Fungi; Basidiomycota; Tremellomycetes; Tremellales; Tremellaceae
Exons: 10
Biological process (GO): protein dephosphorylation; DNA damage response
Cellular component (GO): nucleoplasm; protein phosphatase 4 complex
Molecular function (GO): protein phosphatase activator activity
Source: RefSeq, a predicted model, not a curated record
CAGGUUUACGAACUGCGAGCUUCUCAGUGGUUUGAUCGAGGGACAGGGCACUGUAGAGGGGUUUACGACGGUUCUCAGAAUUUGGCAUUAAUCAUUGUCGAGAUUGAGGAUUCCGGUGAUAGACCUUCCGAGGGGGAAGGAAACGAAGGGCCCGGCGGGUUCGUCAAGGAUGACGAAUUUCUUCUCACUGCUAGAGUGGAAAAGGAGGACAUCUAUUCACGACAACAAGAUACGUUGAUAGUGUGGACGGAGCCCGAGUCGAACCUUGACAUCGCAUUAUCAUUUCAAGAUGCAGAGGGAUGCGAGGACAUCUGGCAGUUCAUCUGCGAUGUUCAAAAACAUUUGAACGGACUGCCUCACGAAGAUCAAUCCAUACCUUCGAGUUCUUCACCAAUGGCGCCUUCUCCACCUCUCGAAGGAUCAUCCGAUAGUCAACCACCAGCGAAAUUGACUUGGCAACCUCCCACCUUGGCUAAUAUCAGGUCACAAGAGAUGAUGCUGCGUAUGCAAGCCAAGUCUCCCGCUGUCAGGGAACGAGUGGUGGCUCACAUCAUCAAUGAGGUCACUGAAGAUUUGGAAAGUUUAGACGACCUCCACGCUUUAUGUGCUUUGAUGCAGACUAUAAUACUUUUCAAUGAUAACGGUAUCUUCGAAUACAUCCUUCAAGAUGACGUUUUCCUCAGUGUCAUCGGGAUGUUAGAAUAUGAUCCAGAUUUCCCUACACUCAAAGCAUCUUAUCGUCAAUUUUAUCAAGACACAGCACGAUUCCGUCAAAUAGUCGAGAUAAAAGACGCCACCAUCCGUACCAAAAUCCAUCAAACUUAUCGCUUAUUAUAUCUCAAAGAUGUUGUGCUUGCUCGUAUGCUAGACGAUCCCACUUUCAACAUUCUCAACGGUUACGUCUUUUUCAAUCAAGCAGAUAUCAUCGCAUAUAUUCAACAUCCCGAAUCUAAUUUCCUUCCUGAACUUCUCAAUGGUUUCCAAUCCCUUCCUCUUGAUGCACCUUCCAACUCUUCGGGUCCACCAUCUCCACUGGACGAUCGUAAACGCGAUGUGGUGUUGUUCCUUCACCAACUGAUGCUCAUGGGUAAAGGACUACAACUACCCAACCGACUCGCUUUAUAUCGUAAUCUCAUCGAACAUAAUUUGCUGAUCGUUUGUGAAUGGGCCUUUCGUCGAUCAGAAGCUCAAUUGUUACAUCCAGCAGCUGAGAUUCUCACUCUUCUUGUCGAACAUGAUGUGAACGGAGUCAGGGUUCAUGUGUUGAAGGAAGAAAAGGCAAAAAGACCAACUUUGAUCACGGAAAUGAUAUCUCUUCUUACCAGUACGAAAAACCUCGGUUUAAUGAGUCAAAUGGCAGAGUCUAUGCGAAUAUUAUUGGACACUGCUCCUGAAGAGUCUUCGUUUUUACAACGGAAAGAAGGUCACGUAGCGGAAAUCUUCACUGCGUACUUUUACGAAUCAUGUUCCUCACAACUUUUCAAACCUAUCUCAGAUUUACCAAAUAUCACAACUAUCAUGGAUCCUCCUUUUCGACCUACAAGAGAACAAAGUUCGUUGAUACAACAUCUCGUCGAACUGUUAUCUUUCUGCGUACUCAUACAUGCUCAUAGAGCUUCAUAUUUUAUCUUGUCAAAUCCUAUUUCUCCUAAAGUCGUUUCAUUACUUCAUCUAAAGCAUAAACCAUUACGGCAUGCUACAUUACGUUUUAUCAAGGCGUGUUUGAAAACACCUAAUCAUUUCAUACAUCGUUAUUUUGUGAAAAACGAUCUUUUGGGACCCGUGUUGGACAUAUUGGAGAAAGAGAGUGGAAGGGAUAACAUGCUAAGUUCAGCUUGUAUGGAUGUAUUGGAUCUUAUACGGAGGGAAAACGUUAAACCCGUCAUCAAUUAUCUAUUCGAAACUUACCGUACUCGACUUGACUCUUUAUCCACUCGACCAUUUCUUCGUCCUUUUAUCAUCCGUCUCAUUCAACGUUGGGAACAGAAUAACGAACCUCCACCCCCUCCACCUCCAAAUGUACCGGAAGCUGACACUUCCGCUCGACGCGCAGAAGCUGAAGAAGAAGAUUAUUUCAAUGCUUCUGACGAAGAAGAGAUUGGUCCGAAACUUCCUACUGUCACUUCAUCUGAUAAACCACCCAAACGUCGACCUAGAGCACAAGGUGGACCUCCACCAAAACGGAAUAUCCGAUCAUCAGCUCCUUUACCCAUCAGUGGUGGAGAAGGUUCAGCAUUGGGAUUGGAUUAUGAUGAUGGUUCCGAUUCUGAUUCCUCAGGAGCCGCUUCACCACGACUCACACCUACCACACCUACCACUACGGAUCUGGAUGCAGAUUUGAGUAGCGUGGCUAUGCGUAUGCGGAGUAAAAGACAGGAAGAGGAAGAGGAAGAUGAAGGUUUUGCUGGGUUGUUGGUAGGUGCCAAACGGAGAGAAGUGGAGAAGAAUCAACAGAGACCGGCGACAGCGACUCCACAGAGUCCGGUCGCAGGAGGGAAGGAUACAAAGAGGGAGGGCACACCGAUCAGUGGGAGAAAGCUGAGGAUGAAUUUCGGAGCGUUUGGUAAGAAACUGACAAAGCAGUAA